Molecule: messenger RNA, 3811 nt
Organism: Scleropages formosus (Asian bonytongue)
Lineage: Eukaryota; Metazoa; Chordata; Actinopteri; Osteoglossiformes; Osteoglossidae
Product: hyaluronidase-2-like
Exons: 4
Coding region: 348-1754 (468 amino acids)
Biological process (GO): hyaluronan catabolic process; carbohydrate metabolic process
Cellular component (GO): cytoplasmic vesicle
Molecular function (GO): hyalurononglucosaminidase activity; hyaluronoglucuronidase activity
Source: RefSeq, a predicted model, not a curated record
CGAGUGCACCCACUCGGUGCCCUUUUUUUUUUUUUUUUUUUAAAUUUAGCUGCCGACUUCUGAAGGGCUCGGUCGCCCUGCUCUGACCGUCUGUCUCCUCGCGAUCUUCCGCUUUCACUACAGUCAGUCAGAGCAGCGCGAGACUCUCUGUUGAAGCGCGCGACUUUGUUGUUAUUAAUUAAUGAGAAGUGUCGGUUUGCUCUCCCUUAUGGACGUGACCUUAUGGACCUUGCAAACUCCUGCGUGUUUUGCUGUCCUCCUGUGUCUGUGCGGAGCAUCUUCAGGCAGGAGUGGGCAGCUGAGUGAGACCAUUCCACCUGGUGUAAAACUACCUGACCAAAGAGGCGAUGUUUCGCAGUAAGUUCUGGAAGCCGUGGCUGCUCUUCUCUAUGGUGUUCGGCUGCUUCUCGGCCCAGGACCUGAAGCCUACCAGAUGGCCUCUGCUCUCUCAGAAGCCCAUCUUGCUGGCCUGGAACGCCCCCACGGAGGACUGCUUGCCUCGCCACCAAGUUCGCUUUAAACUAGACCAGUUUGAGAUUGUGGCAUCACCUAAUGAGGGCUUUGUGAAGCAGAACCUCACCAUCUUCUAUAAAGACAGGCUUGGACUGUAUCCCUACUUUACAAAGGAAGGUAUGGCUAAGAACGGUGGGCUGCCCCAGAUGGCCAGCCUGACCGAGCACCUUGCGAAGUUGCCGGACGGCUUGCGUAAGUAUAUCCGUGAGCCCGGAGCCAAGGGCCUGGCUGUCAUCGAUUGGGAGGAGUGGCGUCCUUUGUGGAUUCGCAACUGGGAAGCAAAAGAUGUGUACCGGAACAUGUCACGACUGCUGAUUCAAAGGAAGAACCCAAAUUGGCCGGCAGAUAAAGUGAAUAAGCAAGCCCAACUGGAGUUUGAGAUGUCAGCCAAGAAUUUUAUGCUGGAGACCCUCAGAUUAGCAAAAAACCUCCGCUCAGAGCAGCUAUGGGGCUUCUACCUCUUUCCCGACUGCUACAACCACGACUAUAGGAACAGCCUGGAGAACUACACGGGGCGCUGCCCAGAUGUGGAGAUGACUCGAAAUGACCACCUGGCGUGGCUAUGGACGGAGAGCACGGCCCUGUUCCCCUCCAUCUACAUGAGCACUGUGCUGCGCUCCACCGGUUUCGGCCGCCAGUUUGUCCGCAACCGGGUGAAGGAGGGCAUGAGGCUGGCGUCGGUAGGAGAUGGGCUGGCACGCCCCGUCUUCGUCUACACACGACCCACUUACACCAAUGUGCUGGAUCUGCUGACGGAGAUGGACCUAGUCUCCACCAUUGGGGAGAGCGUAGCUCUUGGAGCUGCAGGCAUUAUCUUCUGGGGGGAGGCAACCUACGCCGGCACAAAGGACAGCUGCUCCAAGCUGAAUGCGUACCUGCAGGGUCCGCUGGGCAAGUACCUGCUGAACGUGACGACAGCGGCCGAGCACUGCAGCAGGACCCGCUGCAAUUCAAGAGGCCGUUGCCAGCGCCAGCGCCCCGACACGGACGUUUACCUGCACCUGAGCGCAAGCAGCCACGCCGUCGUGAGCGGGGGUGACGCCCUGAGGGUGGAGGGUCAGCCGAGCCCCGAAGAGCUGGAGUUUUACCGCACGGAGUUCCGCUGCCAGUGCUACAGCGGCUACAUGGAGGAUUCAUGCUCCCUGAAAGACCCUGCACAGCAGCGUGGGGCAUCCCCCAGCCUCUCUGCUUGUGUGCUCUGCCUGCUGUUGCCCCUGCUCCUACUUUUGCCCCUGCACUGAACCUUGAGCCCUUCUUACCUCGCCAAGGGAAAGGAGGCUCCCAGCAGUGGCACCCUACGGAUGCUCUGUGGACUUUGCAGGUGUUCCCAAGGACGGCGGUCAACCGAGACCUUGUCCAGUGAGUCAGUUUAAUGGCUUACUUCAUAACCAAACAGCAGAACUGGCCAGCACUAAGGUUAAGGAGACAAAUGAGGAGUUGUUUUAUGGCAAAACAAACUUUUAUGGGUUUUUUCUGCUUUGGACGGCUGGCAGGGUAAUCAGACGUGCUGUUUGUAGAGUGCUCCCUUUCUCUCUCGUAUGGAAUUGGACUUGGUAGGUAGUAUUUGGCCCUAAAAGGGAGGAGGGCUUUCAUCCAGCCGAAGGCUAACGCCACCCACGUAUCCUACACCCUGUCGGCUGGGACAGAAGCUCCCGUCGUUAGCCAUAUUUAAAAAUACAAAUGGAAGUGACGAACCAGACUUGAACGGGAACUGAAAUGCCGCAAAUUAUUUCUGCAGCAGUGGUUUGAAUUGACCCAAACUAUCGACUUUUCACACCUUCUGACUUCAGUUUGUUUUCUGAGGGACGUUGACAUUUUAAAACCGAAUCAAAUGGCCUUUUUUUUUUUUUUUUUGUUUUGUUUUUUCUUUUUAUUGCUAUUGAGUGCUUUACAGAAGCACUGCACAUUUUUCUGUUGUGGGGGAGGUCAGCUUGUUUGUGACCCUUCCCUCCUUUUGGCAGACAAGCCUUGCUGGGGUUCCCAAGGCCAGGGGACCAUUAGCUUCUCCUAAUGUGCCACCAUCUGGUCCAUUACCAUUUCUGUUAUUCCCCCAGGGCUCCUGACAAACCCUCAGGUCUAUUUGCGUAUCUGUGGGCCUUUUUUUAUUUUUUUAUUUUUUUUUUUUUUUCUCCCCCCGCUUCCACACAGCCAUUACCAGAAUGCCUGCUGCACAGCUGUAGGUUUUGUGGGGGUCAGAAUGAGAAAAGUGAACCAGCGCAGCAUAACAGGGGUGGGGCACUGCUUUCGCUCACCUCUUUCUUUUGUCGUCUUUUUUUAGGGGAUUUAUUUGCCGAAGAUGAGUUUGUUUGUAAAUCUUCAGUAUUUUAAGUGCUUUUGAGUUUACCUUUUAUUUUGAUAUUACUCUGGAAGAAACUGGAAUGUUGUGAUGAAUUUCAGCUUGUAUUGGCUAUGUCGGUUCAGUUUGGUUGUGGUUUGUAACUGUGCAAUGCAACUGUGUGUGUUUGUGUGUGUAUGAAUAUAUAAGUUUUCCUUUUCAAAGCCAUAGUAUUCUUGUCCUCGGUGAAGGGUAGUUUCCUCACUGUCUUUGGCACUAGGACAACACUACAGUAUCCAGAGCCCAGGACAGUGUACGUGAAUGGCCUCUAGGCUCUCCAACAUAAACUCGUGAGUAUUGCGACACGGGGCCAAAAACAGCAAGGGCCCUUGGUCCUGUCUUUUUGAUUAUUUUCAAUUGCUGGUCGUAGUGUUUCCACUCUACUUCAUAACAUUUGCACAAUGGAAUUAAUGAAAAUGUUCAAGAAACAAAAAAAACUGAUCAUAUUUCCUUUUUGCUUCAAAGGCACGAGUUUUUUACAACAAAUUUUGUUUGCUUUUCAUAUCAUCUGGAUCAUUUGAAUGCCCGCAGAUUUUGCUUUAAGUACUGGAUUUUUAUUAAUUGAUAAGUUCAAUACUGAAAUGCUGAAAAGUUUCCUGCCUUACCAGUAAUUUGCAUUUUAUAGAAAAUGCAUUAAAGCUUAAUGUAGUGAUUCACUUUAAAUAGACCUUUGUAUUUAAUAACUUGACAUUCUUGAAGUUUGGUUGCUUUAUGGUUUUAAUUACAAGAUAUGAUUGUGAUUCUACAUUUUAAGUAUUUUACAAUGCAUUUUAUUCAGCCAAGGACAACAUCACUCUGAACUGUAAAAACUGUCCCGAAAUGUAUAAUGUGCAAAUGCUCUUCUUUAUAAGACACAUGCACUUCUUACCAAAUGGCAACAGUUUGUUUUUUAAAUUAUCUUGACUAUGGUAACCUGCUCCCUGAUGUUUAUGCAGAAACGCACAAUAAACAGUAAGAAAAGCA